AUGGAAGCGUACAGUAACUUUUGAUGAACGAGCUUUAAUUCCUCAUAUAGGAGAAGCAAAAAUUUAGCUAAUGACUUGGAUAAAAAGGCAAGCUUCUUUAUUUUUCUUGAACUAUGGCAAAAGAAAAUGGAAGAAAAAGAGGAUCUUAAUAAAAAUAAGGAUGCACAGGGAUUAUAUUAUGCUGUGAAUGAGAAACAAAAAUUGAAGAAAAGCUUAGAUUCCAGCAUGCAAGAGGAGGAAAAAUAUCUUCCAAAGAUUGAUCUUAUUCAUAAAAAUAAUCAUAAAAGGCCCCAAUUUAAGUUAAAUUUUGAGAAGGUUAAAGUUGAAGAGAAUAAAGAAAACUCUUUUGAGUAUAACAAAAGAGAAAAUCUAGAGAAGCUUCAAGUUACUGAAAAUACUAAUCCAGAGAAAAAAUUAAACCUUAAGAAAAGUUUCAAAUUAGAUUUAACAAAAUUAAAAUCCCAGUCUGAAGAUAAAGAGAAGUCACCAAAAGAAGAAACUAAAACUGGAGAUGUCAUUCAAAAGAACGACUUUAGUGAAAAAACAAAGAAAUUGGGAAUUCCUUUGUUAAAUUUAGUAAAAAUUGAUGGUCCAAAAGACUCUUGCUCUGAUCAUGAAAAUGAUCCAAACAAUCGUAGUCCAAUGAAAGAGCAGGUAGAAUUUAUUAACAGAAAGGAUAUCGAAAAGACCCAAUCCGCUCAAAAUCAACAAGUACUGCCUCCAGUUCUAGAAGAGGACAAGGAACCACAAAGAGAAAGCAUCCAGUUUUAUAGAAAUGAAAAUCAUCUUGACCAUACUGAAGGAGUCAUUGAUACUGACCAAAUUGUACUCGAGGGUGAAGCUUUAGAUCCAGAAUUUAGAAUGAACGAAGAUAGAAAACAAAUAAAUGAGGAAAGUAUGGUGCUACCUGUCUAUGAUCAUGCUUUACAAAGAAGAAAAGACAAAGUUGAUGAAAUUGACCCAAAUAAGCCACAAGUUGCAAGAAGACCUGCAGAAUAUGAUGAAGACUUAGAAGCUCUUGAUCAAAGACUUUUUGAAAGAAGACCUCGGGAGUUUAAUUUAGAGGAAUUUAAAUAAACUAUGUCAGAAAACAUAUCAAGAGCCUAAUGACCCAAUUCCUAAUGUAGAUGAUUUAUUAAGAGCAUAUAAGAAAUAUGGGCUCGAGAAGUACUCCAAAUAUUUGAGUGAAGAUAAUCCUCUAAAUAGUGUAACUAGUCCCUCAAUAGAUAUGGGGAAGGCCCCAUAUCUAUUCUCUUACAGAGAGAAUGCGAGUUCUCAGAUCUUCUUGGUGCCAAAAUGUAUAAAGCCUCACUACAUGGUGGUAAAGUAUUCGAAUAUCUGACCUUAUUAAU
Messenger RNA from Moneuplotes crassus, 1352 nucleotides. The record is from the annotation of a GenBank genome assembly. Lineage: Eukaryota; Ciliophora; Spirotrichea; Euplotida; Euplotidae.